GUAACUCAGUCUGCUGCUGCCCCUGGGCGUGGGGCGAAUUCCAGGUGGUUGGAUCUGGAUCGUUUGUGCUGCUGCCACCCGCGAGCGGCACCCAAAUCGCGGGAAAGGAGCUCUCAGUAAAACAUGUCGUGGAUCAGAGAGGGCGAGCUGACCAUCAUAGAGAGGUUCUGUGCCAACAUCAUUAAGGCAGGUCCAAUGCCCAAGCACGUUGCCUUCAUCAUGGAUGGCAAUCGCCGGUACGCCCAGAAGUGUCACGUGGAGAGACAGCAGGGACAUUCCCAGGGCUUUGAUAAGCUGGCACAGACGCUGCGGUGGUGCUUGAAUCUGGGCAUUCGGGAGGUGACAGUUUAUGCCUUCAGCAUUGAGAACUUCAAACGCUCCAAGGAGGAGGUGGAUGGGCUCAUGGACCUGGCCAGACAGAAGUUCAGCCGCCUCCUGGAGGAACAGGAGAACCUGAAGAAGCAUGGGGUGUGCAUCCGUGUCCUCGGGGACCUGCCUCUCCUGCCUGUGGAUAUCCAGGAGCUGAUUGCCCAAGCUGUGCUGGCAACCAGGAACUACAACAAGUGCUUUCUGAAUGUCUGCUUUGCAUACACAUCGAGACAUGAAAUCAGCAAUGCUGUCAGGGAGAUGGCCUGGGGGGUGGAACAAGGACUGCUGGAACCCAGUGACGUGUCUGAGUCGCUGCUGGAUAAGUGUCUGUACACCAACAACUCCCCCGACCCAGACCUGCUGAUAAGAACCUCUGGAGAGGUUCGCCUCAGUGAUUUCUUGCUCUGGCAGACAUCCCAUUCAUGCCUGGUUUUUCAAUCAGUCUUGUGGCCAGAAUAUUCCUUUUGGAACUUGUGUGAGGCUAUCCUUCAGUUCCAGAUGAACUACGGUGCUUUACAGAAGGCCAGAGACUCCUACAUGGAGGAGAGGAGGCGACAGCAGAUGGAGAGGGAUCAGGCUUACGUGACCAAGAAGCUGCAGCAGGAAGGGUGCGCGUCCCACGGAGACUCGCGGCGCCGGCGGACUCUGCUGCAAAAAUGCACGGCCCUGCGGGAGGAGAGGAUCCAGGGCUUCCUGCAGGCGCUGGAGCACAAGAGAGCAGACUUCUUUGAGAGAUUGUGUACGGUGUCUGCAUGACACAGGUGCUGGGCUCUGGGAAAGACAGUGUUCAGAGGGAGCAGCUGCUGCCCGGAGGGAUUGGCUCGGUGGGGUCCCGCCGUGGGCAUCCAGGGCUGCUCCAGGACCUCGCGUCCUGCUGGCCCUGCCCGGGGCAGGGGUGGGUACUGUGAGCUCUCCCUGUCUGUGGUGCUGCUGAGGAAGGUGGUGCCGUCCUGUGUCGCCUCCCUGCCCCGGUGACAGAUACCUGCCUCCUGCUGGUCUCUGCUGCUCAGUCCUUGACAGGCCAGGUGUUCGGUGACAAGAAGUUAACUGCGAUGAGCCUCCUCCCGUUCUCUGAUUCCUCCUGAACUGGCCCAGCCAAACCAGUUCAGUCCUGUUAAAUCAGUCUGGGCUCGGAUUGUUUCCGUGGCUUUGCAGUGGGGAAUCUUCUGUUGAGAUUUCCUCUGCUGUCCCAUCAAGGGAGCCUUGCUUUCUGCAGGGAGAGGAUUAUUCUUGGUGUCAGGGACAUUCCCCACUGCCUACUCGGUAAGAGCAUCUUGUCUUUUCCCCACCUGACUCUGCUGGGUUGGAUGUAUCCACUCUUGGUUUCCAGAGAGCUAAAGGAAGGGUUUCCAGCCCUGCUGUAAAGAAAAAAAGAUGCUCCAAAAGCUUCAGCAGGUUCUGAGAUCUCUCCUGAGCAGUGUGUGUGGGGAAAACCCAGAUGCAGAAGGUGCUGGUGUUGGACCAGACUGACCUUGGGAAAGGCUCUGAGCAGGCAGUGAAAAAGGAUGGGUUGGGAAUGAACCUUCUGUCUUAGAAAGGGAAGGAAAUUGGCUAAACCCAGGUGAUGGGUACCAUGUGUCAAACCCUCUGAGGGAGUUCCAGGGAAUGAGGGUGGGCUUAAUUCAGGAAUACUGUAGCCAAAACCAACCUCUGACCCCAGCCAAAAUGGUUCAGAAGGGCUGUUUGGCUGAUUUUAAUGGGAGUGGCCAGAGCAGCUGUGGAGUAUUAUUUAUUCUCAGUUUUCCAUUGGCAGGGAGAGGGACAAGCUGAUUUCCAAGAUUGUUUCCAUCUCUUUAUUUCUCCUGGCUUCCGUCCCCAUGAUCAAAAAACCUGAAAAUGUGUUGAUUUUUGCUCCUGAUGCACACACAGGUGUGGCAGUACCAGCUGUUGCUGGGUUUGAAGUGUUUCUUCUUACCUCCAGGUGAAAACCACAAAAUGCAGAUUUAAAAGACUUGUAAGUGCUGCACACUGAGCACUUGGCCUGUGAUUGUGAAGUGUGUAGUAAAACUGGGAAUAAAGUAUAUUCAUACCAAAGUUAUUUUUAAAAUAACCUGAAUGUUUAAAAGUAUGUAGAGCUGUUUAUUUCAAGGUGUGAUGAAGUUGGAAUCCAGGUUUAAUAUAAUAAUAUUUAACCUGU
Molecule: messenger RNA, 2506 nt
Organism: Corvus hawaiiensis (hawaiian crow)
Lineage: Eukaryota; Metazoa; Chordata; Aves; Passeriformes; Corvidae
Gene: DHDDS
Product: dehydrodolichyl diphosphate synthase subunit
Exons: 9
Coding region: 124-1125 (333 amino acids)
Biological process (GO): polyprenol biosynthetic process
Cellular component (GO): dehydrodolichyl diphosphate synthase complex; endoplasmic reticulum
Molecular function (GO): ditrans,polycis-polyprenyl diphosphate synthase [(2E,6E)-farnesyl diphosphate specific] activity
Source: RefSeq, a predicted model, not a curated record